Molecule: messenger RNA, 555 nt
Organism: Linderina pennispora
Lineage: Eukaryota; Fungi; Kickxellomycota; Kickxellomycetes; Kickxellales; Kickxellaceae
Exons: 1
Coding region: 1-555 (184 amino acids)
Source: RefSeq, a predicted model, not a curated record
AUGAACAGGACUGAGAUUGCCAGUCUACUCAAGUACUGUGAGAGUAGCCUCAGUGAAAAUGGUUUUGUUGCCUUCAUUGAUCUCUCCCGUCGGGCGAUAAUAAAAUCAAUUACUAUUACUGGAACAGCCAGGGCACAUUACGCACUCGGAGCGCUGAUGAAGCCUGUUCACGAGAAUAUCAAGGAGAAGCUAACCAGGAAGUCGUAUCGGACCGAACAGGAGAAAAAUUACGAGUUCAUCGCUAAGCGCGGUCAUGAGUACGCGUAUCAGGUAUAUGGUGAUCAAAAGGACCGGCUGCUCGAUGAGACUAGCGCUAUGAGUGCUGAAAUAGCAGAUGUAUUCGCUGUUGAUACGUAUGGUCGCUUUAUCAGCAGUAAGAAUAUUCUGCCGAUGAUGGAAACUGAGUUGUGCCUCAUUACUACAGCCGUCACGAUCCAGGGUGAGCAAUACGCCAUGAUUCACAUGAACGCAGCAGCAGUCUACGGUGCUAGCAAGGAAGCGAUUGAUGCAGCGUCCACAAUUGGCAACAUAGCGUUUAAGUCAGCUAGCCUAUAA